AUGCGAAGUGAGUACAAUGGUCUUAAAGCACUUAUUUUGAAAGAGAAUCCAAGUGCUUUUAAUAUACACUGUUUUGCUCAUCAGCUACAACUAGCUCUUGUAACUAUGGCAAGCAAACAUGCAGAAAUUGAAACAUUCUUUACUUUAGUGAAUAAAGUGGUAAAUGUUGUUGGCAGAUCGGCUAAGCAAUGUGAUCUUCUUCAAGAGAAGAAGAGGCUUGAAGUUGUUGAAUCAUUAAAUCUUGGUGAAAUCUCAAGUGAAUUGUCAAAAUCAUUACAAAAGAAAGAUCAAGAUAUUGUCAACGCUAUGAAAUUAGUGAAGAUAAACGAUAUGUUUAUACCUCUAGGCCGUUCACGACGUAACACUCAAGAAAUUACAAAUCUACAUCAUUUUCGUGUGGAUUUCUUCUAUGCUAUCAUCGAUAUGCAAAUUCAAGAGUUGAAUGAUCGUUUCUCUGAGGUAAAUAGUAACUUACUCCUUUGUGUUGCAUGCUUGUGUCCGGAUAAUUCAUUCUCUGCUUUCAACAAGGAUAGGUUAAUUCAAUUGUGUGAGUAUUAUCCCAAAGAUUUUAAACCAAUAGAGAUCUUGGCACUUAAAGAGCAAAUUCAAACAUAUAUUAUUGAUAUGCGCACUCACAAAGAUUUUGAAGGGUUACAAGGCCUUAGUGAUCUUACAAAAACCUUGGUUGUGACGAAAAAACAUGAGGUAUACCCAUUAGUUUACAGGCUUGUAACAUUGGCGUUAAUUCUUCUAGUUGCAACUGCUACGGUAGAAAGAGUAUUUUCUGCAAUGAAAAUUGUCAAGAAUCAAUUGCGUAAUUGA
Molecule: messenger RNA, 822 nt
Organism: Olea europaea var. sylvestris
Lineage: Eukaryota; Viridiplantae; Streptophyta; Magnoliopsida; Lamiales; Oleaceae
Exons: 3
Coding region: 1-822 (273 amino acids)
Molecular function (GO): protein dimerization activity
Source: RefSeq, a predicted model, not a curated record